This is a messenger RNA of Daucus carota subsp. sativus, 2110 nucleotides long. RefSeq lists its product as uncharacterized. The transcript is spliced from 4 exons. The record is from RefSeq and is a predicted model, not a curated record. The coding region runs from base 131 to 1948 and encodes 605 amino acids. Gene Ontology annotation, cellular component: plasma membrane. Lineage: Eukaryota; Viridiplantae; Streptophyta; Magnoliopsida; Apiales; Apiaceae. Gene Ontology annotation, molecular function: protein binding.
CGGGACGGAACCCAAUUAGGUCCUCGUUGAUGCAUCCAAACGUAUUUUGCCUUCUUCUUCUUCAUCUAAUGACCGCACCCAUAAUCCAGUUAGUCCUUUUUUAAAAUUUAUUAGGAAAGUUAAUGUUCCAAUGAAGAAUACGGCCUUACACUUAGUUGUCCUUAAUAAUAACUUGGCUAUGGUUAAGCUCUUGGUAAAGGCCGAUCGAAAUGAUAGCCAUGUUCAAAACAAUGAAGGCAAGACUCCAAUUUAUAUAGCUGCGGAAAAUGGGUACAAAGAUAUUAUUGAGGAGAUCUGUACAACUUGUAAAGCUCUGUCUUUAGACGGUCUUGGUCGUAGGACAACUGCAUUGCAUGCUCUUAUUCAGAAUACAGGCCAAGUGACAGAAGGAGCGAGCGACAUGAUUAGGAUGAUUGUUGAUGCAGCUAAACGUCAGAGCAGUGCAGAAGACGGGUCACUUGUAGAGUUUAAAGAAUUAUUUAGUAGAAAAGACGAGUCUGGAAGCACUGUCUUACAACAUGCGGUGGAGAAAAAUUUUGUGGAGGCUGUUAAACUAAUACUACCCGAAGAUCCAUCCUAUCAACCUGGUCCUGAAAUUAAAACAUAUGGUCUCAUGUGUUUAAUUCACAAAGCUAUCGAUGACGGGUACAGUAAUGACAUUAUCGAAUUACUCUCUAAAGCUUAUGAAGCUGGAAUUGAUGACCCUAAGCAUAAAGGCGUGCUUGCUUUGAUUCUUGCUAGUCAAAGGCUUGAUGAAGGCUCUGUAUUAUGUCUCUUGAAAGAUGCUAGACACCUUGUAACUUUUAAGGAAGAUAAUGGGUGGACACCACUACACUACGCAGUAUAUCAUGAAUUUGAUUCAAUACUUGAUGCCUUAAUCAAAGCACAGAAAGAUGAGGGUCACUCACUUGUGUAUGCAGAUAUGGAAUCGAUGCCAUUUUAUGCAGCAGUCAAACAUGGUUAUACUUCUACGCUGGUACGACUUAUGGAAUUAUGGCCACCUGCGAACUUCCCAUACACAAGUGUUAAUAUUGAUGGUCAAAAUAUACUACAUUUGGCGACUGCUUCUGUUAGUAGAAAAGAGAUGGUACAUGGUAUUUUGAAAUAUUGUCCGGACACAUAUAAGGCUGAGAUUUUGAAUCAGCAGGACAUCACGGGAGAUACCCCUCUCCAUAUACUCAUCUCCCAUGGUUGUUUUAUUCCCCAACUGAUAAAACAUAAAGGAUUUAAUACAAUGGCCAAAAACAACCAGUAUUUGACUCCCCGGGACAUGCUGUAUGUUGAAGAUGAUAUUGUUGCCGACCAGGUGCAUAUUAAAAUUGCCCUCGAUGAUGUCCUGACUAAUCAAUCAGUUUCGAAGCUUUGGGGUAAAAGAACAGAGAAGAAAAUGGAUAUUUGGAAAUGUAAUAUAACCCCUCCAAGUAAACGAAAGAAAAAAGAUGGAAAAUUUGAGGAAGACAAAAAGAAAUUGAUGGAUAAAAAGCAUGAACAGAUGAAAAGAGAUCUAGAAACAUAUAAAACGAGGACCAACACCCAGAUAUUAGUUACUACACUGAUUACUACAGUAACUUUUACGGUAGGUUUUACUAUGCCCGGUGGUCUCCAUCAAAGUGGAGAGGUUGAUGAAGGAUUAGUGGUUCUUUCUAGAAAGAGAGCUUUUAACGUUUUCAUGGUAUCAGAUGCAUUAGCUUUGCUAAUGUCAGUAUCUUCAUUGUUUUUCUACUUCCUUGAAUCAAUGAACGAAGAUCCUCUCCAAGUGUCACUACUCAACGCUUCAUCAACCGUGCUCAACAUUCUUUCUAUUAUAGGGAUGAUGUUGACUUUUAUUGCAGGAACGUAUGUGGUUUUAUCCGACACGUACACCAGUACUCGCCAUUGUCAUUUGCAUCAUCGGUUCUUUCUUCUUUCUUCUUAUUCUUAUUUUAUGGAUCAUCAAGACAGUGUAUGAUCGUCACAUAAAAAGGAAUAUAGAUUGAGCAUGAAUGUCAUUAUUUCCAUAAUGUUUUUAUGAAUUUUCAAUUUUCAUUUCCAAACUCAAGUGAUUAGUAAUGGUGUAUCAUACAUCUGUACUUACUACUUGUUAACCAUCAUCAUAAUAAAUGUUAUAAUA